Messenger RNA from Dalotia coriaria, 2377 nucleotides. RefSeq names its product YTH domain containing 1 (gene Ythdc1). Bases 216 to 1550 code for a protein of 444 amino acids. Gene Ontology annotation, molecular function: mRNA binding; N6-methyladenosine-containing RNA reader activity. Lineage: Eukaryota; Metazoa; Arthropoda; Insecta; Coleoptera; Staphylinidae. The record is from RefSeq and is a predicted model, not a curated record. Gene Ontology annotation, biological process: regulation of alternative mRNA splicing, via spliceosome; mRNA splicing, via spliceosome. The transcript has a single exon. Gene Ontology annotation, cellular component: nucleoplasm.
AAAGCGGUGUAUGAGUGACAUAAAGUAUUACCAAAAUAUAGUCUUCUUGUUUAGUGUUUUGGUUUUGGUUAUUUCUUAAUGAUUUAUCACAAGAAUUACGCCGAAAUUAAUCGCUGAACGUGCUCAAGCCUGCCGGUGUCAGCGAAUUUGAGUGUCCUACGUAUCACCCCACAUACCCAAGCAAUCGUUGCACCUGAGCAGUAGAUGGUCUCACGAUGGACACCGAGAACGCCAACCAGAACGGCAGCGUCGACGCCGAAAAACUCAACCUUAGCCUGGACAUGGGCGACGACAUCAAGCUCGACGAGGUGAACUAUGAAAGCGACCUCUCCUCGUCGUCCAGUGACAGCUCGACAGCACCGAGCAUCAGCUCAGUGAGCUCAGCCUCGUCAGUAGCUAAGGGAAGGCGCUCCAGACACAAGAGGGGCCAUUCCAAAGAUAAUGCCAAGUCGCCCUCACCGGCGGCGAAACGUGCGCGGUCCAAGGACCCCAAAGUAAAAUCCUACGAUUAUCUCACUAAGCUAAACUACCUCUUUCGCGACGCUCGCUUCUUUGUCAUCAAAUCCAAUAACGCAGAGAAUGUAACCCUAUCAAAGGCAAAAGGGGUCUGGUCAACACUGCCACAGAAUGAAGCCAACCUCAAUCAGGCCUACAGAGAGAGCAGGAACGUCCUGCUGAUAUUUUCAGUGAAAGAAAGCGGCCGAUUCGCUGGUUUUGCACGCUUACACGGCGAAUCACGACACGACGGCAAUCCAGUAUCCUGGGUGCUACCGGCUGGUUUAUCAGCCAAAGCCCUGGGUGGAGUAUUCAAAGUCGACUGGAUUUGCAGGAAGGAACUACCCUUUAAUAACACAAUGCACUUGUACAAUCCAUGGAACGAAGGCAAACCAGUGAAAAUCGGCCGAGAUGGUCAAGAAAUCGAACCCCGCGUUGCCGAAGAAUUGUGUCGUCUUUUCCCAGAAGACGAAGGUAUAGAAAUCACCCCGAUCCUGCGACUUGCGAAAGACGCAGCGAAAAAGAACGGAAUCCGCCCGGUGAGAGACGGCCAGAGACACCCGAAAGCUCGCAUGCCGAUAUCCGCAAGCAGAGGAUUCAACUACCGCUCGAGAGGCGGUGGUGGAGGCUCAUUCUCACGCCGAAAGUUCUUCCUCAACUCCCGAGGAUUAACCUCUGGUCAACAGUAUCGGAGAUCAGCAUCGCCGCGACCCAGGGAAAGAUAUCCGCUGUUCUACGAGCGUGAAUCAUCCCGGCCGUAUACAGCAGCCGCGGCUGAAGCGUAUGUUGCUGAUUACAUGCGCACGAUGCAACAUCAAUUACCUCCGCUGCCGUAUGUUCCACCACCUGGAUUAUAUGGUGCAUCUCCGUAUGAUCCGCCGCCACCGCCCAGAUUCUACGACCCACCACUACCGGAUUAUCUGCCGUCUUCGCGGACACCCUACGCGGACAAACGGUCGUACGAUCGGUCUGUGGAUGAGUUCCUCUGGAGGACGACGGAACGAUCACGCGAGCGCGAGAGGGAAAGCCGUCAUCGUUAUCGCGAUCGGCUUUAAAACUAUUCAAAAACUAUCAAAUAACACCGCAUGGAAAAAUGCGUUUCAUUUCUUUUGUACAUAUUGUCUCCACGAUGUGUGUAUGUUUAUCAUAAGUGAAAAUUGAAUGAGUUGCGAAUGAUUGUUUGGGAAAUAUGAUACAGAAACGCCGCACGGAAUCGAAUCGCAGCACACUUUGUUUAGUUUUUUCUUUGUAACGAAAUUGUUUCAAUGCUUAAUUUUGCGUGUAGAUAUCGAGACCCACAACGCACAAGUUUGCACAUACAUAUGAAAAUGUUUAAAUCUUUAAGUAGUCUUUUACAAGUUUGCUAAUUAAGCAUUGAGACAACCUUGAUUAUCAAACGUAUAUUACGUUUUAGCACAUCUUUGUAAUAAACCUAGACAGAGGUAGUUUAUUUAUUCGUUUGAUUUCGUUCGAUUCUCUGCGUGCGAUGAAAGAAAUAUUUACUGAUUGAACUCGAAACGUGCUAACGAUGCGUUGUCAAUACGCUGAUUUCGAGGAAAAAACUGAUGCGACGCGCAGUUCGCAAGUGCAAAUAUUAUUUAUUAAUGAAUAAUCGAUGUAAUAAGAUUCACCGCUAAAUUAUAACGUUAUGUAGAGUGGUGGUACAUGAUACUGCAGGAGGAGAUGCUAGUGAAAAUUGAUCGACGAUAAUAAUUGAAAUUGAGGCAGCUGAAGUGCAAAGGAGUUGAAACAAUGCAUAUGUCAGAGCAUUACAUCAUUGAUUCGUUUUUAAUUAAUUACAUAUGUUCUUCUAAUACUGUAUAAGAAAUUAUUUGUACAAUUUUCUUAUAAUAGACUAUAGGAAAAUAUGCAAAUAUUGAAA